CUCACUAACCAAACAAAAAUAAACAAAUCUCUCUCUCUCAUGUAGAAGUCAAAUUCUCAAAAACCCCACUUCACUCUAACGCACAACCAUAACUUAAACUGCUCACUUCCUAUAUAUUCACUCAAACGUCUUCAUUUGUUUCCUAACUCUCUCUCUAUAUUCACAAAAGUUAUAAAACAUGCAGAACCAAUUAAACGCAGCGGACAGGGAUAAACGACAGGCGUUUUGCAUAAACGACAACAUAGACAUCCUCAUAGAGAUUCUGAAGCGCCUCGACGGUGCGUCGCUCGGAAUCGCCGCCUGCGUCUGCCGGCUGUGGAGCGCCGUCGCCCGUAACGAUUCGCUCUGGGAGCACCUCUGCUUCCGCCAGGUGUCAUCUCCGCCGCCCCCGUCCGUACGCACCGUCGUGGUGGCGCUCGGCGGCUACAGGCGGCUCUACAUGGUCUGUGUUCGACCCGUGCUGAGUCGGCUCGGCGGUGACUCGGCCUUGACCCGGCGAGUCUGGACUCGGGACGAGGUCCAGCUCUCACUCUCGCUAUUCUGCGUCGAUUACUACGAGAGACUCGGCAAGCUUGGGGGUGGGGGUGCUGACACAUCAGCAUCGUCGCUCAUGUUCCUCUGCAAGCCGGUGAACGUUUGAUGUGCUGACUUUUUUCGUGUUUGACUGAUGAUUAAGCGUAGCAAUGGUGAUGAUGGAUGGUAUGGUGCGGGUGGUAUUACUAUUAUUAUUAUUAUUAGUCUAGUCUAUACAUCAAAUAGCCUUAAGAACAAAUUUUGAAAAAAAAAAAAAAAACUUUUU
Molecule: messenger RNA, 799 nt
Organism: Morus notabilis
Lineage: Eukaryota; Viridiplantae; Streptophyta; Magnoliopsida; Rosales; Moraceae
Product: F-box protein SNE
Exons: 1
Coding region: 179-640 (153 amino acids)
Biological process (GO): regulation of gibberellic acid mediated signaling pathway; gibberellic acid mediated signaling pathway
Cellular component (GO): SCF ubiquitin ligase complex
Molecular function (GO): protein binding
Source: RefSeq, a predicted model, not a curated record